Spirodela intermedia is the source of this 4596-nucleotide messenger RNA. NCBI's taxonomy places the organism in Eukaryota, Viridiplantae, Streptophyta, Magnoliopsida, Alismatales, Araceae. The record is from the annotation of a GenBank genome assembly.
AUGAACGAGGUGUUGACGGCAGCGGACAUGGCCUCGUCGUCGUCUUCCUCCGCCGCGCCGAGGGGAGGCACGUCCCUGCCGACGAACCUCCCUCUUCUCUCGGCCUUCCUUGCGUUCGCGGUGGCCCAGUUCCUCAAGGUCUUUACAACAUGGUGCGCUCUCCCAUUAUUCCCUCCCUCUCUCUCCCUCUCUCUUUCUUAUUUUUGUCCUCGCAGAUGAUGCUGGGGACUGGUCUUGGAUUUUUAUUUUUCUAAAUUCCUUAUAUCUGCACACUGAUCUGGGCAUAAAUCUAUUUUCCAGUGUCAACGUCUCCUUUUUUUAUCUGUAAUGUUAUGUUAUCCUUUUCUAGUUUUGAGAUAUUCAACGGCAAUAGACAUCCCUGAAAGUUUUGAUGUUUGGAUUGAGCCCUGAUUCUGUGUAGAAAUUGGGGUAAUAUUUCAUUCUUUUUUAUCAUUUUUCAUGACAGUCAUGCGGAGUUCUUCGCCUCUUUGAUCAUUUAUUUUCUUUUCACUGAUUAAAAAGAUCCCUUGAACCCUAGUAACAUGUCUCGGUAUCCUUUUAUUUUUAUUCCAGUUUAUUUAAUGAUGGUGGAAGUAUCUCACACUGCUAGUAUAGUAUAUACUAAUCUUAUUUCUUCAUUGGUGGAACAUCCUCAUUCUUUUCAGAGGAUGUUUUACUGUUGCCAAUUACGCAAACUGCACAUUAUUUAUUUGGCUUUAACCCACCUGACCUAUGUCCCCGGCAAUAAUCAAUUACCAGCCUGACUCUGUUUGUCUCAUUCCUGCAUCUCUUUUCCCCUCUUUCCCAAAUUUCUUUCAAGUGAACUUUUGUCAUUGAAACGGAUCUUGUCAUCUGAGUCACCUUUGGAAUAUGUAGGACAAUUUAUAAUUUUUUGUAUAUUAUUAUGAAGUUUAGUGCUUUUAAUUUCAUCCUUCUAAGUGUAAUGAUCGCAAAAGUAGACAUAAGUAUGCUCUUUCAUUCUGAUCUGUCGGUUCUUGCGUUUGGAUGAUGCUAAUAAAUUUUAGCAUUAAAUCAGUUGCUAAGCGAUCCAGCGUUUUUACCGAUUACUUUAAUUCAAUUUGAUAUUGUGUUUUACACAAUUUUUCUUCAUUUAGUUCUAUCUUGCAGUUGUUUUUUAAUGUACAUCAGUGGCACUCAGAAAGAAUAUUCUCGUCUGUGUCUUCCUUCAUUUUGCUAUAGUGCAAGGCUUUAGUUAUCUGCCUUAUCGUAUUAUUACUUUCUCGAUAAUGAAAUAAAAUUCCUUAGAUCCUCAGCCUGUUAUCCUCGUAUUUUAUGCUAUACCUUCUUUGAGAUUUACUACGUGAUUGCUUCCACCCUCCUCAUCUCUCACGUUUAAUGUCUUCAUCCUAGACAUGCAGGUACAAGGAGAAGAGAUGGGAUUCCAAACGAUUGAUUGCAUCAGGUGGAAUGCCAUCAUCACAUUCAGCGACUGUGGCAGCACUCGCUGUAGCAAUAGGCCUCCGGGACGGGGUUGGGGCGUCUUCAUUUGCCCUUGCAGUGGUUCUUUCUGUCAUUGUAUGUGCUUUACCAAUAAAUGACCUUAUUUUAUUUUGUUUAAUAUUACCAUUCUUGUCAAUGUUGUGCAGUUUUGCGUAAUCAGUUGAAUUAUUGGUCUAUUCCUUACCAUAUAGUGGGAAACAAUGUUGUGCUAGUCAUGCAUUUCAGGUGAUGCUCUUCUAUACCUUAUCUGACAAUCUGAAGUAUCGCAUAUCAACUAGAACCGAAUAGUACAACCUAUCAACUAGAACCAAAAAAUCUACCCUAUUGCAUGUCUAACUAGCUAGAACUCAGUAUUGUGAGUAUCUAACCCCCGUUAGUAAUUUCUUCAUUCUGUAAUAAACUUGAAAUAAUUAGUGGCGACCAUUCUUUAUCCCAUAAAAGUGUAUAUGGUCCUGGUUUUGAGCUCGUCAUUCUUGUUGAAAUGAGAGACCUUUUGCCUUUUUUCCUCUGGGUGUGGAAAUGCUCUUGUUUUCCUUUAUUAAUUGAGAAGAAUGUGAAAUUGAGAAGAUCUGAUUGGUUGGCGAAGUUAUAAAUGCAACCUAUGUCGAAGCAUAUCCACAAAAGCAUUCAGUUGCUAUGAUACCUUUAUAAACUACGUUCGGAAUUAUACUAUCCCGUUUACAAAUUAUAAGAAAACUUUUAUGAAAACUUUUACAAGGAGUCUGUGAGAUCAAUGUGUCGUUUCAUUACUCACUAUGAAUUGUUUAGUUAGAUCAUUUCAUCCUGGAGAGUUUAAUUGAUUAUUCAGCGACUUCGGAUGUCAGACUAUGUUGCCUGUGUUUUGAUACGGGUUCAACUCUGAAUGCUUCACAUAGCACUGAUCUCUGAUAUCCUAAAAUUAUGACAGAAGAUCAGUAUCUCAUUUACAGGUUUGACGAUCUUGAAUGAAUAUCCAUACCGUGGUGAACGGUUUUGUUGCCAUAGAUGCUGACUGUCAUUUCUAUCCUCUCCAGUAAUCUUAUAAAUUUUAGUGUUUCUCUCGCAAUGACAGUUGUAUUUGACCUCUUGGAGAAUGUAACAUACAGGUUAUGUACGAUGCAUCGGGGAUUCGGCUGCAUGCAGGUCGCCAGGCUGAGGUAUUGCCAUUUUCUGGAAUGUGUGUUACUUCUGUGCAAAGUAAUUUCAUCAUUAUAUGAAAAAGAGUUGGGAGGAGGUGGUUGGAGGAGUAAAAAAGAAAGCUGAUGUACCUUAUAUUAUCAACCAGCCAAUGUUAACCGCCGAUUCUACUAGUUUUGAAUUUCUGGAAGUGUCUGUGAGAGACUGGCUCCUUUAUCGUGAUUCUUGUGCAUGAACAAACUUUGUGAUACCCAAAUCUUUAUGUGCUAAUAGUUUUCCGGAGUGAUCUUAGGAUACUGUUGUGCCAUUUAGCCGUGGGCAAUGAAUCAAUCACAUCGUAAACCUUGGAGAUGAUAUGCUAUCACUUGAGUGAAAAUAUUUUGGUUCGAACCUGGUUGGGACGUUUGAUCUUUUCUUGAUACCUGUUAAAAAAAAACCUCAUACGCUAUGGGGUAUUGCUUUUUCUUUUUCUGGAUCCUGCGAAUUCUCUUCCUAACUUGUUCUUCUAAGCAAGCCAACUAUGUAGACUGUAUGUUGAUGGGCUUUUUUUUAAAUUUAUGGCUGUAACAGCUGCUGAAUCAAAUAGUAUGCGAGUUCCCUCCAGAGCACCCCCUGUCAAAUGUCAGACCUUUACGAGAACCCCUUGGCCACACACCAUUUCAGGUAUCAUGCAGCCUUAUUCUGGGGUUGAAUCCUUCUGUGAAUUUCCAAUCAAACCGAAUUUAAAUGUUUUAUGGCCUCGUAAUAUUUUUGAUAUUAUUUUAACCCCAAAGAGGAUACUGUCUGCAUAUGCCAUGCUGGGACGAGCACCUUUUAUAUGUAUAUGCUGUAUAUUUCCUCCUACACCCGAAACAAACUGGAUUACGGCAUCAUUCUCUUCUUCUUUCACUUGUCUUUGUGGUAGCAUACUUCCUAGAGACCAGUUUCUGGUGAGGAAUUUCAGUCAUCUGGGGGAACAAUAACACCUUGGGCAUUGAGAAUUGGGGGCACAUCUGUCAUUUCUUUGGAAAGGAAAGGAAAGGAUAGUAUUGACCUUUUCUUGUUGCUCAACAAAGUCUCAGGAUCCUAAAUAUUUAAAUGGUCAUCUUUUUUUUCUUUUUUUCUCUAACUUCAUGCUUGACAGUCGGUAAUUUCAUGUUUUACAUGGAACAUAAAGGACACUUGUUAACGGAUUUAUGAGACAAAUCGAGAGAUGGGGGGUUUUGUGGGUAGUAUGGGGUGCCGUCUAGCUGAUAAAUCUCCUCCAAAAUGGGUUAAUUUGGCAGAAUAACAGAUGUAGUCUCAGGCUUCAGAUUUUGUCAGGCCUAGUGAAUCAAUGCACUCUUCUUUCUGUGAUAUCAGUAAAAAAAAACCUUACUUUCUCUGACUAAGAGAUGUAAUUCUUAGACUUGGCAGCUUGGCAAGUGUCAUGAAUCAGGGAUCUCUUCCUUCUAUGAGCUGUGAAUAAUGGGUUUCUAUUCUAACGGGUAAUAUGGGAGACCCUCCGGCAGACUAAUCCCUUUUCAGAGUCUUCCUGAAAAGCUUACUUUCUCUGUAUGAUACCUGUAAUUCCCAGAGUUAACUGCUUGCCAAUUAAUAAACUUGGCUCCUUGAAAUCCAGGCUCGGAAUGGAAAUGUGAUAGGAUCCAUCCAGAGGCUUAGCACCCAUUUUUUCUUCCUACAUGAUAUGGCAGCCCAUCUCUCUCUCUCUCUCUCUCUUAAAUAGGUCCAUAUCGACCAGGGCCAGGCUUCAUAGAAGAGAAUAUCCUUGAUGACCAUAGAGUGAAACUUGCAUGAAUCUUUCAAUCAUCAGAGUAAACAUUACGCGGAAGCUUAUGAUGGUUAAAAUGUUCUGUAGAUAUAAGAGAGAUUUUGUGGCUAAUUCACUCCUCAAAUGGGUUUCCGAUCCGAUGGAAACACCUCUGCUUCUUGAAUGCUCUCUAGAUUUGGCCCAUUUGAGGAAUCCUGUGGCUAAUGCAGGUCGUUGCUGGAGCGGUUCUCGGCUGCGUCAUCUCUCUCGUCCUGAGAAGCUCCGCUUAG